AAGAAGAACUUAAUGAGAAUGCUUAAUAGGACUGCAUGUUACAAUCCUUAGACUAAUUAGCACAAUCCUUGAGUGGGUUGGAAGCGGGGGAAGCACUCGAACUAAUUCGACGUUUCAAGUCAUAAUGCGACAAUAUGAUUCUUCAGUUCCGACACAUCAUGUUUCCGCAUUUCCUUGUUCUAACGCUUUUGGCGGCACGUUUUCCCACACCCAGCUUCUUGACCGCGUUUUCAUUCAUUCAUCCAGGGAUAACCAGAAGAAGACGUUUUUCGACUCGCAGACACGUGACAAACUAUCAGGAUGUCGAAUGAAAAGAGUGCACCUGUUGACCGUCAGGCUGUGGCCCUCAUUAUCUUUGUGCUCGGUCUAGGAACUCUGCUCCCCUGGAACUUUUUCAUCACAGCAUCUCAGUAUUUCAAUGAACGUCUUUCACAAGACAUCACCUCAAAUGGCACAUCAGGCACUUCUUCCAAAGACUAUAGCUAUGACAGCUGGAUGGCUUUGCUUUCCCAACUGCCACUGCUGCUGUUUACCCUUCUCAACUCUUUCCUGUAUCAGUGUGUGAGGGAGCGUGUUCGUGUGCUCUUCAGCCUGGUCGGCAUCUUCCUCCUUUUCUCUCUCACUGCUGCUUUGGUCAAGGUCCCCAUGGAGCCGGGCAACUUCUUUGCCAUUACUAUGGCAACCAUCUGGUUCAUUAACAUGUGUGGAGCAGUGCUGCAGGGCAGUCUCUUCGGUAUGGUGGGCCUCUUUCCUUCUCGCUACAGCACUCUGUUCAUGAGUGGUCAGGGCCUCGCUGGGAUCUUUGCCGCCUUAGCCAUGCUUUUUUCUACUUUAGGUAAACCAGAUCAAAGCUCGGCUGCACUGGGAUACUUCAUCACACCCUGUGUGGCUACUCUGGGGACUCUGGUAUGCUACCUGCUGCUGCCACGCCUGAAGUUUGCUGAUUUCUAUCUGAACAGACAUCAGCCUGAUAAAGUGGAGGAGGUCUUACUUGAGAGCACAGAAAAAAAUAAAAAGGACCUGGAGGCCAACGGGAAGCUCAGUAAGCUAGAGGAGAAUCAGGAGCGCUCCUCAGUCCUGGCUGUCUUUAAGAAGAUCUGGCUGAUGGCUCUGUGCGUGACGUGUGUCUUUGCUGUUACCCUGUCGGUGUUUCCUGUCAUCACAGUGCGAGUAAAGACUGUCUACGUGAACAAUGCUGAAUGGGACAAAGUGUUCACCUGUGUCUGCUGUUUCAUUGUUUUCAAUGUCAUGGACUUGGCCGGCCGUACAACCCCAUAUAUCGUCCAGUGGCCGUCGAAGGAGAGUCGCUGGUUUCCUGCCGCUGUGUUUUCUCGCCUGGUCUUCAUCCCUCUGCUCAUGUUAUGCAAUGUCCAGGACUCUAAACUCACCGCCGUCUUCAGCCAUGACUGCGCCUUCGUCGUCAUCAUGGCUCUAUUCGCCUUCUCGAACGGAUACCUGGCAAGCCUCUGCAUGGCCUACGCUCCACAGUUGGUGCGGUGUAAGGACUGCGAGGCAGCUGGCUCUUUGAUGACCUUCUUCUUGGUCCUCGGUCUGGCUGUGGGAGCAUCGCUCUCAUUCCUACUAGGAAAACUGGUUUAGAAGGUAGUAGGAAAACUGUAUAUCUG
Messenger RNA from Oreochromis aureus, 1625 nucleotides. RefSeq names its product equilibrative nucleoside transporter 2-like. Gene Ontology annotation, cellular component: basolateral plasma membrane; plasma membrane. Gene Ontology annotation, molecular function: nucleoside transmembrane transporter activity. Gene Ontology annotation, biological process: guanine transport; adenine transport; uridine transmembrane transport. The coding region runs from base 301 to 1599 and encodes 432 amino acids. The record is from RefSeq and is a predicted model, not a curated record. Lineage: Eukaryota; Metazoa; Chordata; Actinopteri; Cichliformes; Cichlidae. The transcript has 13 exons.